AUGGAUUUCCUAGAGGAUGGGAACCACACUGCAGUGACAGAGUUCAUUUUAUUGGGCUUGACAGAUGACCCAGUCCUUAGAGUCAUCCUCUUCAUCAUCAUCCUGUGCAUCUACCUGGUGACCGUGUCUGGGAACCUCAGCACCAUCCUUCUCAUCAGAGUCUCUUCCCUGCUCCAUCACCCCAUGUACUUUUUUCUCAGCCACUUGGCUUCUGUUGAUAUAGGCUACUCAUCUUCUGUCACACCCAAUAUGCUUGUGAACUUUCUGGUGGAAAAAAAUACCAUUACCCACCUAGGGUGUGCCAUCCAGCUGGGUUCAGCUGCUUUCUUUGGGACUGCUGAGUGCUAUGUUCUGGCUGUCAUGGCUUAUGAUCGCUUUGUGGCAAUCUGUAGCCCAUUGCAUUAUUCAACCAAGAUGUCUACACAAGUCUGUGUCCAGUUGCUUAUAGGAUCUUAUAUUGGUGGUUUUCUUAAUUCUUUCUCAUUUAUGCUUUCAUUCUUUUCUUUUUUCUUCUGUGGACCAAAUAGAAUCAAUCACUUUUUCUGUGAUUUUACUCCUUUAGUUGAGCUCUCCUGUUCUGAUGACAGUGUCUUUAUUGCUCUUGCAACUACUUCUGUUAGCAUUGCCAUUAUGAUCACAAUGCUUGUGAUAGCUGUCUCAUACAUCUACAUUCUUAUCACCAUCCUGAAGAUAUGUUCCACUGAGGGCCGUCAGAAGGCCUUCUCCACCUGCACCUCCCACCUCACUGCAGUCACUCUGUUCUAUGGAACCAUCACAUUCAUCUACAUGAUGCCUAAGUCCAGCUACUCCACGAACCAAAACAAGGUGGUGUCUGUGUUCUACAUGGUGGUGAUCCCCAUGUUGAAUCCCCUCAUCUACAGCCUCAGGAAUAAUGAUAUUAAAGGUGCUCUGGAGAGACAACUUGGCAGGAAAAUAUUUUCUUAA
This is a messenger RNA of Alexandromys fortis (reed vole), 945 nucleotides long. RefSeq names its product olfactory receptor 502-like. NCBI's taxonomy places the organism in Eukaryota, Metazoa, Chordata, Mammalia, Rodentia, Cricetidae. The transcript has a single exon. Bases 1 to 945 code for a protein of 314 amino acids. Gene Ontology annotation, biological process: sensory perception of smell; G protein-coupled receptor signaling pathway. Gene Ontology annotation, molecular function: olfactory receptor activity; odorant binding; G protein-coupled receptor activity. Gene Ontology annotation, cellular component: membrane. The record is from RefSeq and is a predicted model, not a curated record.